Molecule: messenger RNA, 7107 nt
Organism: Dimorphilus gyrociliatus
Lineage: Eukaryota; Metazoa; Annelida; Polychaeta; Dinophilidae
Source: the annotation of a GenBank genome assembly
GUCUUAAUAACCACUCAUAUCGAUUUAUUACUGAUAUUUAUAGGUCGCUCUAAAUCUUAUUCUUUAUGUCUAUCACUCUUAUUUUCUAACUAGUAAGCCUACAAUCUAGAUAAGACUAUUAUUCAUGCAAUGUUGCGUGAUAAGCGUUAUCUUUUGCGUUAGAAAAUUGUCAAUAGUACAGUUUACUCCUCAUUCUCUGGACAUUUCUGUUGAAAUGGCAUUGAAUCAGUUUCUUUUGUUAUUAUGGAAAAACUGGUUGUUACAAAGCAGAAAGAUUGUAUUAACCCUUUUCCAAAUUGGUCUACCAACUGUUUUUGCUCUUAUUUUGGUUCUAAUUCGACCUAGAGUUACAUUAGACAUAUAUCCAGAAGAUACAUCUUUUUAUCAAAUCCCUUCAACAGUUUUUAUAUUGCCAUUUCAGUAUCGCGCAUUAUCGUGUUGUUUAAAGGAUAAAAUUCAUUUAGCUUAUUCUCCUGAAAAUGAUAUAACUACUAGAAUUAUGAAUAGAUUUAAAGAAACUCACUGGUCAGGAGAAGAAUUUAUAGAUGUAAUACCUUUUAAAAAUGAGUCCAUGCUGGAGGCAUAUUUCCGUAACAUACAGGCUGAUAAUAGCCCACCUGGGGAACGGUUUAAUUGUUCAUUUUAUCCCAUUAUACCUCCUGAAAUUGAACAAAUUUGCGACUUGUGGAGCAAUCAGUCAAUUCCAAUUAAAAUGGGUGGGAUUGUCUUUAAGAAUGUUGUUGAUGAAAUACCAAAACAAGUGGAAUACAAAAUUCGUUUUCCUGCAAAACAUUUAAUAAUACGACAAAAUAGAGGGGAUUUUUUUUCGGCUACGGAUUGGCUCACUACUUUCAUUUUCCCUAGAUUCCGAUUAGCUGGACCUAGAAGCAGAUAUAAUAUCUAUGGUGGGGCUCCCAACUAUAUUAGAACUGGGUUUUCAGGUGUACAAAUAGCUUUAGACAAGGCUAUUGCACUUGAGAAAACUUCUAAUACUGAUAACCUACCUAUUGCAAAAUUCAGAAGAAUGUCUUACCCUCCUCAUAUUAGAGAUUUCUUCAUUCAAGUAAUCCAACGGCAAUUACCCUUCAUUAUAAUGUUAAGUCUAAUAAUCACUGCUGCAAAUGUUGUACAAGAUCUAGUUUUAGAGAAAGAAAAGAGACUGAGAGAGUCAAUGAAGCUAAUGGGUCUUAAGACCUGGGUUCAUUGGUUAUCUUGGUUUGUCAAAUACUUGUCAUUUAUAUUAAUAUCAAUAGCUAUCAUGACUAUACUGUAUUGUGUCAAGUUCAGUUCCAAAGGAGCAAUAAUACGUUUCGCUGAUCCUUCAUUGAUAUUUGUUUUUUUAUUGCUAUAUUCCAUUGCAACCAUUAUGUUUUGCUUUGCUGUAAGCUGUGCAUUUUCUAAAGCAAGUUCAGGAGCUGCGGCUGGAGCUGUUCUCUUCUUAGCAUCAUAUGUUCCUUACUUCUUUUUUCAAAAUCAGUAUGAAACAUUAAGUAAUGGGGUAAAGUUUGGAACAUCUAUCUUUCACAAUGUAGCAAUGGCUUUCGGUUGCAUGCAGAUAGCAUUAUUUGAAGGAACAGGCGUUGGUCUUAAGUGGAACAAUUUCCAUAAACCGUACAGCGUCGAUGACAGCUUUACUAUGUUGCACGUCUUCGUUAUGCUAAUUGCCGAUUCUAUCUUCUACGGCCUGAUUACAUGGUAUUUGGACAACGUUGUACCUGGCGAGUAUGGCAUACCUCGACCAUUGUACUUUCCGUUUACUAAAUCCUAUUGGUGUGGAAAAAAAGUGCGCCAUAUGGAUGUGGAGGAGAUUGAUACAGCUGACUUGGACUCUGAGAGUUUUGAGAAAUUACCAGUCGGAGCUAUAAGCGGCAUUUGUUUGAGAAACUUACGAAAAGAGUUUGGUUCAGGCCCGAGUAAAAAAAUUGCAGUACAGGGAACAACUAUAGACAUGUUAGAGGGUCAAAUAACCGCUUUGUUAGGUCAUAACGGGGCUGGAAAAACAACAACAAUGUCAAUGUUAACUGGCUUUCUUCAACCAUCCUCCGGUACUGCAUACAUUAACGGCCUUGACAUACGUACAGAUUUAGAAGAAGUUCGAAAGACUUUGGGACUCUGUCCACAACAUGACAUACUAUUCGAUAAUCUGACUGUUAAGGAACAUUUGGAAUUUUUCGCAAAGUUGAAAGGAUGUGAGGCGAAAGACGUAAAGUCCGAAGUCGAUAGAAUGAUCGAAGUACUAAAACUCCAUGACAAACGCAAUUACAAAGCGGGGGGCUUGUCAGGGGGUCAAAAGAGAAAGCUGAGUGUGGGAAUUGCGUUGAUAGGCGGAUCGAAAAUUGUUAUUUUGGACGAACCAACAAGCGGUAUGGACCCUGAGGCAAGAAGACAAACGUGGGAUAUUUUACAGUCUGAAAGAGAAGGUAGAACUAUGAUAUUAUCUACACACUUUAUGGACGAAGCGGAUCUAUUGGGAGAUCGUAUUGCAAUCAUGGCUCACGGUAAAGUUCAAUGUUACGGAACUAGUCUCUUCCUGAAAAAGAAAUACGGAGUUGGUUACCAUAUGGUCAUUGUAAAAUCUAAAAACUGUGAUGUGAAUAUUCUAACUGAAGUUGUUUGCAAACACGUACCUGAAGCAGCAAUUGAAAGUAAUAUAAGUUCUGAACUAUCAUAUGUCUUACCUCAAGAAUCAAGCUCUGCCUUUGAAGGGCUAUUUAGUGAAUUAGAGGCUGACAAGAUUAAACUGGGUAUUAGUUCCUUUGGAGCUUCAGUAACAACCAUGGAAGAGGUCUUCCUUAAAGUCGGCGAAAGUGUUGAUUCUACAUUGGAGGAGAAAAUGAUUUCUCAAGCACCAGACACAAAAAAUGGUCUUACUUAUCACAACUAUGAAAAUCCUGUAUUCGAAAAAGAUCAAGAUCUGGAAUUAAAAGGUCCAAUAGGUCCUCAAUACAAGAAAGUAUAUCCAGCAGGUGGCAAGAAAAUUGACUUUAAUGAAGGAUCAAAAUCUCCUCAACUACCUUGGAGUAUUUCAAAGAAAAAUUCUGGAGGAAAGUUGGUUUUACAACAAGUACGUACAAUGCUAUGGAAACGCUUUAUACACUCUCUGAGAAACAAACUGGUCUCGGUUACCCAACUAGCUGUACCUCUCUUUUUUACAAUUAUACCCUGUAUAGUUUUGAGAACUCUUCCAGGACCUAGAGAAGGACCAGCCCUCAAUCUUUCUCUAAGCAUGUAUGACAGCCCAAUUACAACGGUGUAUUCUAACUAUUCGGCUAAUAAUCAAAUAAUGCCUCGUUUGCUUGAGAAUUUUAAAAAUUAUGCAAAUGAAUACGGAUCAAUCAGGGAACCAGGAUCGGAGAAAUAUAAUGGAUCUAACCGUUAUAUUGUCGAACAAGCCAAGAACAGCCUCUCGCUCUACAAGAACAACUAUCAAGUAGCUAUUGAUGGAAGACAAACCUAUUUUGAACUCUUAUUUAACGGAGAGAGUUAUCAUUCUGUAGGCACUGCUUUUUCCGUACUUGGCAAUGCAGUGCAAAGAAUGCUUAUAUCACCUGAACAUGGCGUUAAGGCAACCAAUCACCCUCUUCCUCGUGACACAAAUGAACAAGUGGAAGAUGAAUUGAGGAGUAGUGCGGCACUUGGUAUGAUAAUAGCUUUUAAUGUUAUGUUUGGUAUGGCUUUCUUAGUUGGUACGUUUGCAAUUUUUUUGAUAAAAGAAAGAGCAGUGAAAUCAAAACAUCUCCAAUUUGUCUCUGGUGUCAACAGUUUUAGUUUCUGGUCAGCAACCUUUUUUUACGAUCUUAUCAAUUAUGCGAUACCAUCUAUUCUAUUAAUACCUGUUUUCGUUGCUUUCAAUAUUAAAGCUUUAGUAGCGGGAACUAAUCUUGCGUGGUUGUUUCUUAUUGAUAUGCUUUAUGGUUGGGCCAUCUUACCAUUUAUCUAUUUUACAUCGUCAAUAUUUACCGUACCAUCGUCUGGUUACGUUUGGUUAACGGUUUUGAACAUCUUUACUGGAACUUUAGCCGUUUUAGCUGUUUUGAUUCUAAGAAUUCCAGAUUUGAAUACUGGUACAAUUGCAGAUGUUUUAGAAUGGGUUUUCCAUAUAAUAUUGCCGAAUUUUAAUUUCGGUCGAGCUCUGCAAAAUCUCUAUAUAAAUGCCGACAACAGAAGAAUAUGUGACAGACCUGAAAUUGAAUCAUUUUGCAACAGUAUGAUAGAGAUAAUGAACUCUACGAACCCCUGUUGCUUUCAAACAGAAAGAUGCGGUAAUUUUUGCGCCCAUUGGACGAAAAAUCCAGCUGAUUGGUCAUCUCCCGGUAUUGGAAAGAGCUUGAUCUUCUUAUCUAUACAGGGACUUUUAUUUACUAUGCUUGUAUUCAUUAUUGAUAGCGGAACAGCUAGAAGGGCAGUAAGUGCAUUUGUAAGCAGUAGCAGGGCUAUGAUGGCAUCACAAUUUGAUGAUGACAGCAUGAUUGAUGAAGAUGUUCAAGAGGAAAAACUUAGGAUAAAGUCAACUCCUAUGGAUACGCUUGCUAAAACUGAUACGAUCGUUUUAUCCGAUGUGGUAAAAUUUUAUGGUAAUUUUAGGGCCGUUGAAGGUCUAAAUGUUGGCAUACCAGGGGGUGAAUGUUUUGGUCUAUUAGGUGUAAAUGGAGCAGGAAAAACAACUACUUUUAAAAUGCUUACGGGCGAUGAGAGUUUAUCUGGUGGAAAAGCGUUCAUAGAAACUUAUAAUGUUGCCUCCGAAAUCAAACAAGUUCAACAAAGGGUGGGAUAUUGCCCCCAAUUUGAUGCUCUAAUUGACCAAAUGACUGUAAAAGAAACGCUGGAGAUGUAUGCUCGAUUGAGAGGUGUAAGGGAAGAAGAAUUAAAGCAAGUAGUCCAAAGUCUUAUUCAGGGACUUCUUUUAGAAGAGUAUACGGAUAAACAAGCAGGUCAACUAUCUGGAGGUAACAAACGCAAACUGUCAACUGCUAUGGCAUUAGUAGGAGAUCCUCCAGUUAUCCUCUUGGAUGAGCCAACAACAGGAAUGGAUCCUGUUGCUCGUCGUCUUCUAUGGCAAACACUUAAUAAAGUGAGAGAUGCUGGAAAAACUCUAGUCUUAACAUCUCAUAGUAUGGAAGAAUGUGAAGCACUAUGUACUAGAUUAGCCAUUAUGGUGAAUGGUCAAUUUAAAUGUCUAGGAACAACACAACAUCUAAAGACAAGAUUUGGUGAAGGAUAUACUCUUGUCGCAAAACUCAGCGGGUCCACUGAAGAAGAAGUAGCUGAAAGAAUGCAAGAAAUGCAAAAUUUUGUGGAAUCUUCUUUUGAAGGAGCUACUUUGAAAGAUAAACACCACGGUCUAGUUUAUUAUCAACUAAAGAGUAGAGGUGUUUCUUGGGCUAGUCUAUUCGGAACAAUCGAAAAAAAUCGUGAACGUUUACACAUAGACGACUAUUCUGUCAGCCAAACAACAUUAGAACAAGUUUUUAUAAAUUUUGCGAGAACGCAAAAACCCCCAACUAUCGAUAAAAGUAAUAUUGGGGUUCAAUGUACUAGGUGCUGUUCCUAUAUAUUGUGUUGUCGGUGUUGCUGUAAAGAUGAUGCCUGAAGAAACACUAGAUAUAUUUCAUUUUUUUAUUUAAAAGUAACUUCUACGUCAAUGUUUAGCUUGUAGAAGAUAAAUAAUUUUAAAUCAAAAGAAAUUCAGAACGCUGAUGCGUUUCCUGCAAACAGGCGAGUGGAAGCUAACAUUUUUUCUUGCUUUAAUUGUUUAUAUAUUUACUUUCUCUUUUUUUUUUGCCUUUACAAAUAAAACAGUAGGAUAAUGACAUUUGAAUUGAAAAACCUUCAAUAGAAUGAUAGAUAUCAGUUGAUGUCUCUGUCUAGGCUUAUUUUUAAAAAUAGAAUUAAUAAGAUGACUAGUGCAAGUGAAAACGUACUAUUUUAGAAAUUGACGCAAGAUGAGAAUGAAGAAGGAAAGAAGGUGAAAGACAGAGAGAGAGAGAGAGAGAGAGAGCGAUAGAGAUAGAGAUAGAGAUAGAGAUAGAUAGAGAGAGAGAGAGAGUGCACCUUCAGGUUGACUAAUUAAUUGUCUUUUUGUUUCUAAUUAAGUUGUAAGUAUUUUCCUCAGGAUUACGCUGCAGGGAAUUAACCUGUAACAUGUUUGUAAGUGUAAUUAUUAAUAUAGCGCUUUAAAAAUGGAGCAAACCAAUUUUUUAUUCAAUGUUCUUAUUUGGCAUUGCACGUCAUAUUUCCACUUCUGAAAUAAAGUAGAUAUAUAUUGCUAGUAGAACGUUUUUUUUAUACACCAAAUGGGAUUCGAGCCUAAUAUAUUUAUAUAUAGAAUACAUCUGUAUAUAUAAAAUACUAAUACCAUAUAAUUAAAUAUCUUACAUCAUAUGGUUCUCUUCUUUCCAUAUUCCAAUCUUUAACCAACUUCCAUUGUUCUGGUAUACAAUCCAAUGCUGGUAAAGGACCUCUAAGAGGCGUUAAACCGAUCGAACUCGACGACGAAGAAGAAGGAUAGUUUGGUGUCUGAGACAUAACUAACUACCUUUUAUUGUAUAGCCACCACUUGAAAAGAGAAAGCCGAUUUGUAUUGGUUUUUACUGUGCGAUUUACCUAAGUAGAGGCAUAAAUAUAGGAUUAAGCCAGUAGUCUUGUAAUAACGUCUUGCAGUUUAAUUAGAAAAUAAUAUAUAAAUAAUAAAGUUUGAUGAAUUUGUUUUUUAUUUCAUUCGUCUUUUAAGAAUUGAAAAAUUCUACAGAAAUUGUAAUAGUUUAUAUAAGACAUAAAUUUUAGACUCACCGCUAGGUCGUAAACUCUCUACACCAAUUCUAUUCCUAAUCCGUCAAUAUUCUUUUGUGAUUAGACUGUCUGCAAGUUUGUGGGUAGUCUUAGACGAAUAAAUACAAAGUUCUAGAUUUAUUUAAUCAUCUCUUAUUUUCUUUGCUAAUGAAAUUUCUAAAGUCGACUAUUUUAAAUAUCACCAGUAUUAAAGUUAUAUUAUUAGAAUAACCCUAUAAUGUUUAAUUAUAAAGGAAGCAUUCUAUAUACGCUGAGCCCUUUAGAAACGCUUCCUUCCAUUCUAAAUAUGUUUUAAGCUAAGCUUAGAGUUCAGGUUUG